AUAAAGUUCCCCUGAUGGUUUCUGCCCUUUUGAAGAGCCUGAUUUUCUCUUAUAUAUAUAAGCUUUGCAAAGGAAUGUUUACAAAGAAAUUGGGGAAUCCUACUAAAAAGAAAGAGAGUCCGAGCAAAAAGGAACAGGAUAUUUCCCAAUUUGGCCUAUACAAAAAUCCCAACAUCUCAACUACCAUAAAAAGCACAGUCAAAAAAAGUGCCAAGUGCUCUUCUUCUUGCAAUUUAUCAACUGAAGGAGAUAUUGUAAAGAAAGAAUUUUCACUUUCUCCAACCUUCAGUUACCGGGUAGCAAUUGCCAAUGGGCUGCAAAAGAAUGCUAUUCUAGUUGGCAAUAAUAACGAGGAUGCAUUUCAAGAAGUAUCUUCUCUUGAUAGCUCAUAUUCUGAAUCUCUAAGUGAAACAAGGGCUGGCAGUACAACCAAGUUAUACACAUCUCACACCAUGCCAGUCAGGCGAAACAGGAAAAGUAUGAGCAGUUUAGCUCCAUCUGAUGGAAGUUCUGAUGGGGAACGUACCUUACAUAGUUUAAAAAUGGGUGCCCUACGCAAAUUUAGAAAAUGGAAGAAAAGUCAAGAAUGUGUUUCCUCAGAUUCAGAAGUAAGCACAUGGAAAAGAACAUGGGGGUUGCGGAGCAAGUCUUUAGACAGAACAGUUCGUCAGCAGAAAAGCAGUACGCUCGAGCCCAGCUUUAGUUCAACAGGGUGCAUAAGUCAAACCCAUGAUGUCAUGGAAAUGAUCUUCAAAGAAUUGCAAGGUAUAAGUCAAAUUGAAACUGAGCUUUCAGAAUUAAGAGGACAUGUGAAUUCUCUAAAGCAAUCAAUUGAUGAAAUUUCUAGUAGUGUUGAGGUUGUACAAAGUGAAAUUGAACAGCUGAGAACAGGAUUUGUACAGUCAAGAAGGGAAACUCGAGAUAUCCAUGACUAUAUUAAACAGUUAGGUCACCACAGUAGUAAAGUCAGUCUUAGAUUUUUAAAUGUGCCUGAAGAGAAAGGGGAAAUUAGUGAAAAUGUUGUUUAUAGAAUUUUAGUUGAGAAAAUGGGAUUUGCAGAUGCGCAAAACAGCAUGAAAAUUGAACUUGCACACAGAAUAGGACAUCAAAGAGACUGUCCCAAUGCAAAGCCUCGACCAAUUCUUGUUUAUUUUGGUACACAACAGGAUAGAGAUUUAGUUUUAAAAAAAUGUUAUAAACUAAAAGGAACUGGAAUAGGAAUUUCUACAGAUAUUCUUUCACAUGAUUUGAAAGGUAAAAAAGAAAAAGUGCUACCUUCUUCUCAGACUUAUGAAAGCAUGGAUAUGAAAUUUUCUGCCAUGGAGCCAAAGAUUAACCAUGAUGAAUGGGAAUGUCAGGAAGACAGUGACAAGGAAGUUGAACCUGAUAUCAACAGGAAUAGUUAUGCAAUGAUCUCCAAAUCAGAAAGUCAGAUGAAGUCCUCUGGGAGCAAAAAGAGUGGCCAAUCAUCUCACAAUAAAAAACCUCACAGAACAGCUGAUGUCACUUAUAAAAGCAAAGAUGACUAUGGGGAUCUUAAUUUUCAGUCUCCAGUAUCUGAUAGUUUAGAAAAAAGCAAAGUAUAUUACAGUGAUUCAACUCCUUUGUGGCAUUCACAAACUGAUUUUUCUACGCCCAAACUAAGCCGUUCUGAAUCAGAUUUUUCAAAGUUAUGUCAAUCCUACUCUGAAGACUUUUCAGAAAACCAGUAUUUUACAAGAACCAAUGGCAGUUCUCUGUUGUCCUCUUCUGAUAGGGAACUAUGGCAAAGAAGACCCGAAGACAGUUCAUCAACCUGGUAUGCAAGCUCACAAGAGCAAGCUUUUGGUAAUGAUGCAGAGCCUUACCAUGAAGAAAAUGAAAUAGAGAAUACUGAAACUGUUGACAGUGGCGUAAGCAAUGGAAUACUUUGUGCUUCUGGAGACCGUAGUCACUACAGUGAUUCUCAACUUUCACUCCAUGGUGAUUUGUCUCCUUGGAAGGAAUGGCACCAUUUAGAACAAGGAACCGAUUCUGGUCUUGACACAUCAACACAGCAUGCCUUUGGCUAUAAUGUUAACUGCCCCUCAGAACAACAGAUGGAAAUUUAUGCAAACAAUUAUGAAAAGUGCCAAAGUACAGAUCUUCCAUAUAACACGGAAAACUACAACUACACACUUGAUAGCAAUUCUCCAUCUUGCCCAGAGAUAUGUACUGCAGUACAAAGUCAAUGGACUAGUGAAUAUGAUUCCUAUAGUGAAACAAAUGCCAAUGAAAUUUACCAGAACCAAUCAAGAAUGCCAAUGAUGUAUCGUAGCCAGAGUGAGUUGCAAAGCGAUGAUUCAGAGGAUGCUCCACCAAAAUCCUGGCACAGUCGACUAAGCAUUGAUCUCACAGAUAAGACGUUCAGCUUUCCUAAGUUUGGCUCUACUCUUCAGCGGGCCAAAUCAGCUUUGGAGGUUGUUUGGAAUAAAAGCACUCAGAGUUUAAGUGGUUAUGAUGAAAGUGGUUCUUCAUUUAUGGGCAGAUUUAGAACUUUAUCACAGUCUACAGCUAAUGAAUCCAGCACAACUCUUGAUUCUGAUGUCUAUACAGAACCUUACUAUUACAAAGCUGAGGAUGAUAUUGAUCACAGUGAGUCAGCAGCUGGUAAUGAAAAUGGAGGUGAUUAUGUAGAGGUGAUGGAACAGGUUCUUGCCAAACUUGAAAACCGAACUAAUACAAAUGAGAAUUUCGAGCAGAUUCAAGAUUAUCAAGAAUAUGAAAACAGUUCAUAUGAUGCAGAGUUUGCAAGUCUACAAAUGGAUGGAUAUGAUACCCCAUAUGACGACUUGGUCUCUGAGGAUGUUUUAGAACCCGAAUGUGAAAUAGUUUAUGACAUGACAGAGAAUGACUAUGAAAACAAAAAUGUACCAGAAAAAGUUGUUGAAGUCCCAAAGAAGAAACAUAUUCGCCCCAGCUUUAAGGAGGCUGCAAUGAAAGCAUACAAGAAAGAAAUGGCCGACCUUGAAGAACGGAUCCUUGCAGGAGAUAGCAAAGCUAUGGAUGAAAAGGCUCGAAUAGUUGGUGGUGGUUCACUGGAUGCAUCCAAACUUUAUGAAAUACAAACAUCUGGCGGACCCGGAAGUGGGCUUUAUGGGAUUGACAGUAUGCCAGAUUUACGGCGGAAGAAGACUUUGCCUAUAGUGAGAGAUUUGGCAAUGACACUGGCUGCAAGGAAAGCUGGAAUCUCUCUUGCAAUGGUUAUCCGGACAUCUGUGAACAAUGAGGAACUGAAAACCCAUGUUUUCAAAAAGACCUUGCAAGCCCUUAUUUACCCAAUAUCAUCCACCACCCCUCACAACUUUGAAAUAUGGACAGCGACUACACCAACAUAUUGCUACGAAUGUGAAGGUCUGCUGUGGGGGAUCGCAAGACAAGGCAUGAGAUGUACAGAAUGUGGGGUCAAGUGUCAUGAAAAAUGCCAAGACCUUCUUAAUGCUGACUGCUUGCAAAGAGCUGCAGAAAAAAGUUCCAAACAUGGUGCAGAGGACAAAACACAACAUAUCAUUAUGGCAAUGAAAGAACGAAUGAAAAUCCGAGAAAGAAACCAUCCAGAAGUUUUUGAGGUUAUUCGAGAGCUUUUCCAAAUAUCCAAAGAGGACUUUGUGCAUCAUACCAAGUCAGCCAAGCAAAGUGUUUUGGAUGGAACGUCCAAGUGGUCGGCUAAAAUCAACAUCACAGUGGCUUGUGCUCAGGGGUUACAAGCAAAAGACAAAACAGGCUCAAGUGACCCUUAUGUGACUGUCCAAAUUGGGAAAACCAAGAGAAGAACGAAAACCAUAUUUGGAAACCUAAAUCCAGUGUGGAAUGAAAUCUUUCAUUUUGAAUGCCACAACUCCACAGACAGAAUAAAGGUGAGAGUAUGGGAUGAAGAUGAUGAUAUAAAGUCCAGAGUGAAGCAACACUUUAAGAAAGAAUCAGAUGACUUCCUUGGGCAGACAAUUGUUGAUGUGAGAACCCUCAGCGGUGAAAUGGACGUUUGGUACAACCUAGAGAAAAGGACAGAUAAAUCUGCAGUGUCAGGCGCAAUCAGAUUGAAGAUCCAUGUUGAAAUCAAGGGAGAAGAGAAUGUGCCUCCAUACCAUAUACAGUACACAUGUUUGCACGAGAACUUAUUCCACUACUUGACAGAAGUUCAGAAUAAUGGUAUUGUCAAGAUCCCUGAAGUAAAAGGAGAUGAAGCCUGGAAGGUUUACUUUGAUGACUCUGCACAAGAAAUAGUGGAUGAAUUUGCAAUGCGCUAUGGAAUAGAGUCUAUUUAUCAAGCUAUGACGCACUUUUCUUGCUUGUCUUCCAAAUACAUGUGCCCGGGUGUUCCUGCCGUCAUGAGUACCUUGUUGGCAAAUAUAAAUGCAUUCUAUGCACAUACAACCGUAUCAACUAAUGUUUCUGCAUCAGACAGAUUUGCUGCAACAAAUUUUGGGAGAGAAAAAUUCAUAAAACUAUUGGAUCAGUUGCACAACUCCCUCAGAAUAGAUCUUUCUAAAUACAGGGAUAACUUUCCAGCUUCUAACCCUGAAAGGCUCCAAGACCUAAAAUCUACAGUGGACCUGUUAACAAGCAUCACCUUUUUCCGAAUGAAGGUUCUUGAACUUCAGAGUCCUCCAAGAGCUAGCACUGUGGUGAAGGACUGUGUGCGAGCUUGUUUAGAUUCCACCUACAAGUAUAUUUUUGUAAACUGCCAUGAGCUUUACUCGCAGCUAUUGGACCAGGGUAAGAAGCAAGACAUUCCAAGAGAAGAACAAGGUCCAACAAUUAAAAACUUGGAUUUCUGGGGAAACCUCAUUACUCUUAUGGUCACUAUCAUUGAUGAGGAUAAGACUUCAUACACACCCGUUUUAAACCAGUUCCCCCAGGAACUGAACAUGGGCAAGGUCAGUGCAGAUGUGACGUGGAACCUGUUUGCUCAGGAUAUGAAGUAUGCAUUAGAAGAACAUGAAAAGCACCGUCUAUGCAAGAGUACAGAUUAUAUGAAUUUGCACUUCAAAGUAAAAUGGUUUUAUAAUGAAUAUGUGCGAGAACUUUCAGCAUUCAAGGAUACCGUCCCGGAAUAUUCUCUAUGGUUUGAGCCUUUUGUUAUUCAGUGGCUGGAUGAAAAUGAAGAUGUGUCGACGGAAUUUCUUCAUGGCGCUCUCGGAAGGGAUAAAAAAGAUGGAUUCCAGGCAACAUCAGAACAUGCCUUGUUUUCCUGCUCAGUGGUUGAUGUCUUCACACAAUUAAAUCAAAGCUUUGAGAUUAUCAAGAAAUUGGAGUGCCCUAAUCCAGAAGCGCUCUCUCAUUUAAUGAGGAGAUUUGCAAAGACCAUCAACAAAGUGCUUCUUCAAUAUGCUGCAGUUAUAUCCAAUGAUUUCAGCUUAUACUGUGGAAAAGAAAAUGUGGCCUGUAUACUGAUGAACAACAUUCAACAGCUAAGAGUCCAACUGGAAAAGAUGUUUGAAAAUAUGGGUGGGAAGGAGCUGGAUCCUGAUGCCAGUAUAAUGCUAAAAGAACUUCAAGUGAAGCUCAGUUCAGUGCUUGAUGAACUCAGCUGUAUAUAUGGCACAAGUUUCCAGAUCAUAAUUGAAGACUGUGUGAGACAAAUGAGUGUAGAAUUAAAUCAGAUGAGAGGCAAUGGAAACGCAUCCACAAACAGGAGCAACGCAGCCAUGGAUGCCGAAAUUGUACUGCGGCCUUUGAUGGAUUUUCUGGAUAAAACUUUAUCAGUGUCUGCCAAAAUAUGUGAGAAGACUGUGUUGAAACGUGUUUUGAAGGAGCUGUGGAAAUUAGUCCUCAAUAAAAUAGAAAAACAGAUUGUACUACCCCCUUUGACAGAUCAAACAGGGCCACAAAUUAUUUUCAGUGCAGCUAAAGACCUUGGACAGUUGUCUAAAUUAAAGGACCAUGUCAUUCGAGAAGAAGCCAGGAGCCUCACCCCUCGCCAAUGCUCCAUUAUGGAAAUCGUACUCGCCACUAUUAAGCAAUACUUUCACGCUGGGGGAAGCGGCCUGAAAAAGAAUUUCUUGGAGAAGAGCCCAGACCUCCAGUCUCUGAAAUAUGCUCUUAGCUUAUAUACUCAAACUACUGAUGCUUUGAUAAAAAAAUUUAUAGAUACUCAGACAUCUCAAGGCCAGUCCUCAGAAAGCUCUGUUGGAGAAAUUUCAGUUCAAGUGGAUAUCGUCACUCAUCCUGGGAAUGGUGAACAUAAGAUUACAGUAAAAGUUGUGGCACUCAAUGGCUUGAUUUGGCAGACUACAGCUAUGUUUCGGCCUUUUGUUGAAGUCUAUGUAUUAGGACCCAGUCUGGCUGACAAGAAAAGGAAAUUAAGCACUAAAACAAAAAGCAACACCUGGUCACCAAAAUACAAUGAGACAUUCCAAUUUAUUCUUGGCAAUGAAGAAAAGCCAGCAGCCUAUGAACUUCACCUGUGUGUCAAAGACUACUGCUUUGCCAGGGAAGAUCGUAUCAUUGGAAUGACAGUCAUCCAACUAAAGGGCAUUGUGGAGAAAGGGAACUGUGCAUCCUGGUAUCCACUGACAAAGAACAUCUUCAUGGAUGAAACCGGAUUGACAAUCCUAAGAAUACUUUCUCAGAGGUCCAAUGACGAGGUUUCCAAGGAGUUUGUAAAGUUGAAAUCAGACACGCGUUCUCCAGAGGAGGUCUAG
This is a messenger RNA of Rana temporaria (common frog), 6662 nucleotides long. It is a transcript of the gene UNC13C, whose product is annotated as unc-13 homolog C. Gene Ontology annotation, biological process: presynaptic dense core vesicle exocytosis; synaptic vesicle priming; synaptic transmission, glutamatergic. The record is from RefSeq and is a predicted model, not a curated record. Gene Ontology annotation, cellular component: neuromuscular junction; presynaptic membrane; presynaptic active zone cytoplasmic component. Gene Ontology annotation, molecular function: diacylglycerol binding; phospholipid binding; syntaxin-1 binding. The coding region runs from base 15 to 6662 and encodes 2215 amino acids. The transcript is spliced from 32 exons. Lineage: Eukaryota; Metazoa; Chordata; Amphibia; Anura; Ranidae.